AUAGAUAAAUUAUAAAAACAUCUGUUUCUAUUCAGACAUCUUUUUAGAAAUACAUCAAUAAAUCAUUUUCUCCAUUCAUGCAUAAAUAUAAAUAAAUAUACAUUUAUAAUGAUCCAUCAUCACAGUUUUUCAUCAGUUUUCCCCGUUAAAAGGUUUUUUGGGGAGUUUUUCCUGAUCUGCUGUGAGGGUCAUAAGGACAGAGGGAUGUCGUAUGCUGUAAAGCCCUGUGAGGCAAACUGUGAUUUGUGAUAUUGGGCUUUAUAAAUAAAAUUGAUUGAUUGAUUGAUUGAUUCUACUCACCUAUAUAUCUAUACAUUAAUACACAUACUUAAAUAUCUAAACAUAAACUGUAUAUGUAAAUGUAUCCAUCUUUAUAUUUAUACACACAUUUUUAAAUAUGUAUUAUACUGCCCCCUGCUGGACAAACUGGUACAGUCAUUCUGCCCUCUGCUGGUCAGACUGGUGAGCUGCACUGAGGUCAGUUUUCAGACAACUGUUGUGUGUGUUUGUUGAACAGAAGCUGAUCCUGUAACACACACACACACACACACACACACACACACACACAUCACACAUCACACACACAGUAUUCAGUUUCACUGGUGAUACUGGUGUGUAUGUACCUGCUGUCUCAGUCUCAUGGAGGGACACUGUGGAUACAGGACCAGGGCCAGUCAGUACUGCUGUUACUCCAGCAUAAUAGAGCUAACUGUUACUGGUGUUAGAGUCGGUCCUACAUCAGGCUGGUUCCAUCAGUGUCAGGAGGAGCAGUAGGACUGUCAGUGGCGUCAGGAGGAGCAGUAGGACUGUCGGUGGCGUCAGGAGGAGCAGUAGGACUGUCGGUGGACUCAGGAGGAGCAGUAGGACUGUCGGUGGACUCAGGAGGAGCAGUAGGACUGUCAGUGGCGUCAGGAAGAGCAGUAGGACUGUCAGUGGUCUCAGGAGGAGCAGUAGGACUGUCGGUGGCGUCAGGAAGAGCAGUAGGACUGUCAGUGGUCUCAGGAGGAGCAGUAGGACUGUCGGUGGCGUCAGGAGGAGCAGUAGGACUGUCGGUGGCGUCAGGAGGAGCAGUAGGACUGUCGGUGGUCUCAGGAGGAGCAGUAGGACUGUCAGUGGCGUCAGGAGGAGCAGUAGGACUGUCAGUGGCGUCAGGAGGAGCAGUAGGACUGUCAGUGGUCUCAGGAGGAGCAGGAAGUAGAUGUAGGUGAUGACAGACUGCAGGCUGGACUACAUCCAACUACUUCAACAGGAAGUUGACAAGAAUCCUGACAGGCUGCUGGAUGUGGGGAAGGAGGAGGACCAGGAGGAGGCUCCUCCUCCCUGCAGGCCCCUCCCACAACUCUGCUCCAUCCCCAGGAGACUGGUCAUCUCCCCGGGCCUCGGAGGGUCGCCGGUCACCCCGCAGCUGACAGAGAGUCUGAGAAGGAUCCUGUUCGGGGGAACGUUUCACGUCUUCAACUACGAGUGGAGGAAAUCUGUCUUCCAGUUCAGAGAGCCGAACUCUGAGCUGUCCUACGCUCUGGAGACAGACAGGGGCGGGGCUCGGGCCAUACAGAUGGUCGUCCAGGCUCAAAUCAUCAAACACCUGCUGUUCAUCCGGCAGAGCGGCUCAGACAGACAGACGCUGCACAGGCGAGGUCAGACUGAUUCUUCAUCACGUGAUCCUGUUGGACACGUCCAGAGUGAAGACAAUACGUCCGACAGUCUGUGUGUAGGACAGAAGGACCAGGACAGGGCGCUGGCGGCGGCGUUGUCCGACAGCCUCUGGUUGGCCGGCCAGGAGGUCAGCGCCACCGUUACCUUGGUGACCGAAGACUACUGCAUCACACCUCACCUGGACUACAAACAGGACAACUUCACAGAGAAGCUGCAGCUGUUCACGUUCAACAAGAAGGACGACAUGAAGAUGUUCAUCCUGGAUCAUCUGCAGUGUUUUAAAGAGGAAGGAAGUCAUGGAGUCAUCCUCUUCCUGUACAGCCUCAUCUGCUCCCGCACAGUCGACAGGCUGAAGAAGGACCUGGACUCCGCCCCCUCACACCUGCUGCACCUCAGUCUGGGAAACUUUGUCUGCCAUCAGGCUCUGCUGAACCUGUUGCUGACAGGUAAGGCCAGUCCCCACGUCUUUAAUGGGACUCUAUACUUCGGGGAGGACGGACGUCCUCUGGAGCAUCCCCUGCAGGGCGUCCUGUCCCGCAGUGAUGUGGGAUAUUUACACUGGAGCCGAGAGCAGAUGGAGACGGGCAGACUACUGCAGGUGGGCAGCAUGCUUAAGACACCCCGGUACCCGGUGUGGCUCUGCUGUAUCAACAGCAGCUUCUCGGUGGUCUUCAGUCUGGACCGCUCGCUGCUCUCUGAUUGGAGGACGGAGCACCUGUUCCACCUGUUCUACUACAAUGGACAGACAUCCCAGAGGACCAUGGCCAGACUGACUGUAGAUACUCACUUUCACCACUGGGAGGCGUCCUGCAGACCCUCAGACCUGGACCCUGAGAGGAGGUUCCCCUCGCUGGAGAUGACCCUCAGGACCAAGUGGGAUGGAGCCGUCAUCGACUGGGGUGGGACCACACCGUUCUACUGACCACCUGACCUGACAGGAAGCUCCGCCCAUCAACAUAGAGACCUGCAGAGCUACAGCUGCACCUGAUCCAGUCUGGGUCCAUCAGAACCAGGUGGAUCUGAUCCAGUCUGGGUCCCUUAGAACCAGCUGGACCUGAUCCAAUCUGGGCCCUUUAGAACCAGCUGGAUCUGAUCCAGUCUAGGUCCAUCAGAACCAGCUGGACCUGAUCCAGUCUAGGACCCUCAGAACCAGCUGAACCUGAUCCAGUCUGGGUCCAUCAGAACCAGUUGGUUCUGAUCCAGUCUGGGUCCCUUAAAUCCAGCAAGACCUAAUUCAGUCUGGGUCCCUAGGAGCCAGGUGGAUCUUCCCCAGUCUGGGUCUAUCAGAACUAACUGGGCCUGGUCCAGUCUGGGUCCACCAGAACCAGCUGGACCUGAUCGAGUGUGGGUUUCUUAGUCCCUAGGAACCAGGGGGACCUGAUCCAGUCUGGGUCCAUCACAACCAGCGAGACCUGAUCGAGUGUGGGUUUCUUAGAUCCAGCUGGACCUGAUUAACUCAUUAAACAGUCGUCACCUGAUCUUUGGCAUUGUGUUUCUUUUUGAGAGAUCACUGUGAGACUGAGACACACCGAUAUCACAUCUGACAUCAGACUGACAUCAGACUGACAUCAGACUGACAACAGACUGACAUCAGACUGACAACAGACUGACAUCAGACUGACAUCAGACUGACAACAGACUGACAUCAGACUGACAACAGACUGACAACAGACUGACAGACUGACAUCAGACUGACAUCAGACUGACAGACUGACAUCAGACUGACAGACUGACAACAGACUGACAUCAGACUGACAUCAGACUGACAGACUGACAACAGACUGACAGACUGACAGACUGACAUCAGACUGACAGACUGACGACAGACUGACAACAGACUGACAUCAGACUGACAACAGACUGACAUCAGACUGACAUCAGACUGACAUCCUGACAUCAGACUGACAGACUGACAACAGACUGACAUCAGACUGACAUCAGACUGACAGAAUGACAACAGACUGACAACAGACUGACAUCAGACUGACAGACUGACAUCAGACUGACAACAGACUGACAUCAGACUGACAGACUGACAUCAGACUGACAGUAUGACAUCAGACUGACAGACUGACAUCAGACUGACAGAAUGACAUCAGACUGACAUCAGACUGACAGACUGACAUCAGACUGACAUCAGACUGACAGAAUGACAUCAGACUGACAUCAGACUGACAGAAUGACAACAGACUGACAUCAGACUGACAGACUGACAUCAGACUGACAGAAUUACAUCAGACUGACAUCAGACUGACAGACUGACAUCAGACUGACAUCAGACUGACAGAAUGACAUCAGACUGACAUCAGACUGACAUCAGACUGACAGACUGACAUCAGACCAAUAUCAAACUGACAUCAG
Messenger RNA from Epinephelus moara (kelp grouper), 4017 nucleotides. RefSeq names its product MINDY family member 4B (gene mindy4b). NCBI's taxonomy places the organism in Eukaryota, Metazoa, Chordata, Actinopteri, Perciformes, Serranidae. The coding region runs from base 1208 to 2578 and encodes 456 amino acids. The record is from RefSeq and is a predicted model, not a curated record. Gene Ontology annotation, biological process: protein K48-linked deubiquitination. The transcript has 11 exons. Gene Ontology annotation, molecular function: cysteine-type deubiquitinase activity; K48-linked deubiquitinase activity.